CGGGCUGCGGCUCCUGUGGGGGUGGGCGGCGGGGAUGACAGCGGCGGCUGCCGCGGCUGCGGCGCGGGGCUGAGCGGGCGGCGAGCGAGCGGGGAGAAGAGGAGGAAGUGGAGCCGCGGUCGCGAGCGCCGGAGUCAGCCGGCGCGCCGAGGGCCGCCCAGUUUUGCAGAGCGAGCAGAGUCCGGACCCGGGAAGACUUCACGUCGGGCGCCGGCCGCCGCGGCUCCACGCCUCCUCGCCCGCGCCCCGCCUGCCCAGCCUGCCCCAGGCCGGCUCCGCGUCGGGACGCUCCCCGCCCCGCGGUCCGGGGCGUCGUGGCCGGGACGCCGCAAGCCCCGAGCCUGAACCGUGCACCGGCGCGGGACGCUCCUGGGCCCCACGGGGCCAUGGCUGCGGGCUCGUUCCCAGCCUCUCGGUAGCGUGCGUCGGAGCGCCCAGCCCUCCGCCAGGGGUUAACUUAGGGCGCCCCCAGCCUCCCGACUGAGUGCGGAGGAGCCGGCGCGUCCCCAGCCUCCGGUUCCCGAGACCCGAGCCUUCCGCUGCCUUCGACCCCGUGCUUCGGACUUGGGACCGUGCGAGCGCCCAGGAAGCCCCGGUCCGGGUCCAGCGCCCCGCGAGGGGUCCCCAGCGGGCUGGACAGUCGGACUGAACCGGUCUGGGCUGGUGCGGCGAGCCGAAGCGGCCACCUUCCUGCCGCCCCAGGCGAGGGGCUGGGCGCUCGCUCCGCGGAGAACACAGGUGGCCCCUCUGCCCCGGCGGCUGGCGAGACCGAGAGCUGCAGCUGGCCCAGUGAAGUGACAUCACCACCUCCGUGGACCCCUAGGAGCCCAGCUCACAGCCACUGGUACCUUCUUCCAGAUAAAGAAAAAAGGACCAGCUGGUGGCCUCCAUGGGCGCCUGAGGGCCUGGCGCCAGGACCCGGGGCACGAGCAUGGUGAGACACCAGCCCCUGCAGUAUUAUGAGCCACAGCUGUGCCUGUCCUGCCUCACGGGCAUCUACGGCUGCCGCUGGAAACGCUACCAGCGCUCCCACGAUGACACGACACCGUGGGAGCGCCUGUGGUUCCUGCUCCUCACCUUCACCUUCGGCCUCACACUCGUCUGGCUCUACUUCUGGUGGGAAGCGCACAAUGACUACGACGAAUUCAACUGGUACCUCUACAACCGCAUGGGCUACUGGAGCGACUGGUCAGUGCCCAUCCUCAUGACCACAGCUGCCGCCUUCACUUACAUCGCAGGCCUCCUGGUCCUGGCGCUAUGUCACAUCGCUGUGGGGCAGCAGAUGAACCUGCACUGGCUGCACAAGAUAGGGCUGGUGGUCAUCCUGGUGUCCACGGUGGUGGCCAUGUCGGCCGUGGCCCAGCUGUGGGAGGACGAGUGGGAGGUGCUGCUCAUCUCCCUGCAGGGCACAGCACCGUUCCUGCAUGUGGGGGCCCUGGCUGCCAUCACUGCGCUCUCCUGGAUCGUGGCAGGACAGUUUGCCCGUGCAGAGCGGUCCUCCUCCCAGAUGGCCAUUCUCUGUACCUUCUUCGCGGUGGUGUUCGCCCUCUACCUGGCCCCUCUCUCCAUCUCCUCUCCCUGCAUCAUGGAGAAAAAGGACCUGGGCCCCAAGCCCGCCCUCAUCGGCCACCGCGGGGCCCCCAUGCUGGCCCCGGAGCACACGCUCAUGUCCUUCCGGAAGGCCCUGGAGCAGAAGCUGUAUGGACUCCAGGCUGACGUCACCAUCAGCCUGGACGGCGUGCCCUUCCUCAUGCAUGACGCCACCCUGCGGCGCACCACCAACGUGGAGGAGUUGUUCCCGGAGCUCGCCCUCAGGCCUGCCGCCAUGCUCAACUGGACUGUCCUGCAGAGGCUCAAUGCCGGCCAGUGGUUCCUGAAGACGGACCCCUUCUGGACUGCCAGCUCUCUGUCGCCCUCCGACCACAGGGAGGCCCAGAACCAGUCCAUCUGCAGCCUAGCUGAGCUCCUGGAGCUGGUCAAGGGCAAUGCCACGUUGUUGCUCAACCUGCGUGACCCGCCGCGGGAGCACCCCUACCGCGGCACCUUCCUCAACGUCACGCUGGAGGCUCUGCUGCGCUCAGGCAUCCCCCAGCACCAGGUCAUGUGGCUGCCUAACAGGCAGAGGCCCCUGGUGCGGAAGGUGGCUCCUGGCUUCCAGCAGACAUCGGGCUCCAAGGAGGCGGCUGCCAGCCUGCGGAGAGGCCACAUCCAGUGGCUGAACCUGCGCUACACGCAGGUGUCCCGCCAGGAGCUCAGGGACUAUGCGUCCUGGAACCUGAGCGUAAACCUCUACACGGUCAACGCGCCGUGGCUCUUCUCGCUGCUCUGGUGUGCGGGGGUCCCGUCUGUAACCUCUGACAACUCCCAUACCCUGUCCCAGGUGUCUUCCCCCCUCUGGAUCAUGUCUGGAGCCCCCGUGCAGACCAGCCGUGACUGGAAGCUGGCCGCCGGCCGUCUGUCCACAGCCCCCGGACGAGUACUGUCUCAUGUGGGUCACCGCCGACCUGGUCUCCUUCACCCUCAUCGUGGGCAUCUUCGUGCUCCAGAAGUGGCGCCUGGGUGGCAUACGGAGCUACAACCCCGAGCAGAUCAUGCUGAGUGCCGCGGUGCGCCGGACCAGCCGGGACGUCAGCAUCAUGAAGGAGAAGCUCAUCUUCUCAGAGAUCAGCGAUGGCAUGGAGGUCUCCGAUGAGCUCUCUGUAUGUUCAGACAACAGUUAUGACACAUACGCCAACAGCACCACCACCCCUGUGGACCCCCGAGGGAGUGGCAGCCGCGCCAAGACCUUCACAGAUAGGGGUGGGCGUUAGCUGAAGACCUGUCUGUCCCCGCCUGUACCAAACGUGAGACGGGGGAACCCAGGAGAGCUGGCAGGAGCGGAUCUGGACCUGGAGUGCUCUGGGAGCUGGCUCCACGGCCUCCUCGUUGGCUCCAGCCCUUUGUCAGCCAUGGCCUUUCUUGGAGGGGGCACCUCGCUCCCCUGAGGCCCAGCUGGGCCAGGACUCCAGCCUCUCAGAUGCCCCUGCAGGCCUGGGGCUCCUUCUGGGAAGUUUGGGGCCUGGGGCCUGGUCCUCCCUGAGGCCCUCCCUUGCAUCGUGACCUGGAAGCUUUGAUGGGUCACUGGGCUGUGCCAUGCCCCGCUGUGGAUGGAGGAUGUAGAUGCCCAUGUGUGUCCAUCCUCCUGUCCAUGCUGUGAGGCAACCCACUUCUCCAUGUUUCUCCUGCCUCGAGGGCCUAGGCUGGGCCUCUGCCGCCAGCAGCUCUCCUCCUCAUGUGCGCCCGUCCGUCUCAAAGCACAAGGAGGGUCAGCCCAUGGGGAGAGCCUGCCACAGCGGUGCAGAUACUCCUCCUCCGAGCCUCCCUCUGGGCUGGCCCUGCCCGGGAGAGGGCCUGAGCCACGCCCCCGGGAGCAGCUGGAGACGCCGAAGGGCAGGCUCAGAGCUGCUGUCCUGUGCCCAAGAGCCCAUCAGGCCUCUGGGGCAGAGUGGCGGGGAGGCCCAGGAGAUCCACAGACUGACACGACCUCACAUCAGUGGCCACAGGGCAGGGGCCAUCUGGGAAGAGUGUUCUGGGCAUGGUCAAGGGUGGGCAUGUGGCCAAGGAGGCCUGCAGUGGAGGGAGCCACAGGGCUCUGGCCAAGAUGAUUAAAGCUGCCGUCUUGA
Molecule: messenger RNA, 3662 nt
Organism: Equus quagga
Lineage: Eukaryota; Metazoa; Chordata; Mammalia; Perissodactyla; Equidae
Gene: GDPD5
Product: glycerophosphodiester phosphodiesterase domain containing 5
Exons: 17
Coding region: 932-2692 (586 amino acids)
Biological process (GO): lipid metabolic process; positive regulation of neuron differentiation
Cellular component (GO): plasma membrane
Molecular function (GO): glycerophosphodiester phosphodiesterase activity
Source: RefSeq, a predicted model, not a curated record